UUUUUUUCUUUUCCUUGAAAAAUCAAAGGAAUCGCGAACAAAAAAGCGUUCUCCAGAAACGACGAAGACGAAGCCCUUUUGCAACUAACAUUCAAAUUGAUCGGCCAAAUGAGCAGUAGAUCUCACCAACCACCAACUGCAUCCACUCUCGAUCUAUGAUCUCCGCUUCCAAUUGAAUCGAAAGAUCGAAGAAUCAGUUGAUUCAGAGGAGAGGAAGAUAUGGCAGGAGCAGCUUCGGCGCUGUUCCUACUGGAUAUUAAGGGUAGGGUUCUCGUGUGGCGCGAUUACCGUGGUGACGUCACCGCCGUGCAAGCCGAGCGCUUCUUCACCAAGCUAAUUGAGAAAGAUGGUGAUCCAGAGACACAGGAUCCUGUUGUGAACGAUAAUGGGGUUACGUAUAUGUUUAUACAGCACAACAAUGUGUAUCUCAUGACUGCAUCGCGGCAAAACUGCAAUGCUGCUAGCCUCCUUCUAUUCCUUCACCGUGUUGUUGACGUGUUCAAACACUACUUUGAAGAGUUAGAAGAGGAAUCGCUUCGGGAUAAUUUUGUUGUAGUGUACGAGUUACUUGAUGAAAUUAUGGACUUUGGCUACCCACAAUAUACUGAAGCGAAGAUUCUUAGUGAGUUCAUAAAGACUGAUGCUUAUCGAAUGGAAGUUACACAGAGGCCUCCAAUGGCUGUCACUAAUGCAGUGUCGUGGCGCAGCGAAGGCAUACGGUACAAGAAGAAUGAAGUAUUUCUUGAUGUUGUGGAAAGUGUCAACAUACUAGUAAAUAGUAAUGGCCAGAUAAUUAGGUCAGAUGUUGUUGGCGCAUUAAAGAUGCGAACAUACUUGAGUGGUAUGCCUGAGUGUAAGCUUGGGCUGAACGAUAGAGUUUUGCUGGAGGCACAGGGGCGCGCUACUAAGGGAAAAGCCAUUGAUCUGGACGACAUCAAGUUUCACCAGUGUGUGCGCUUGGCUCGAUUUGAAAAUGACCGUACAAUAUCCUUCAUACCUCCUGAUGGAUCCUUUGAUCUCAUGACAUACAGGCUCAGCACUCAGGUAAAACCUCUUAUAUGGGUAGAAGCUCAGGUAGAAAGACAUUCCAGGAGCCGAAUAGAAUUUACAGUAAAGGCGAGGAGUCAGUUCAAGGAGCGUAGCACUGCUACAAAUGUGGAAAUUGAGUUGCCUGUGCCACCUGAUUCUACAAAUCCCAACGUUCGUACAUCAAUGGGGUCCGCUUCUUAUGCACCAGAAAAUGACGCAUUGGUUUGGAAAAUAAAAUCUUUCCCAGGUGGCAAGGAAUAUAUGUUGAGAGCUGAGUUUAGGCUUCCCAGUAUAGAAUCUGAGGAAUCUGGUCCUGAAAGAAAGGCUCCUAUACGAGUCAAGUUUGAAAUACCGUAUUUUACCGUUUCAGGAAUACAGGUUCGUUACUUGAAAAUCAUUGAAAAAAGUGGGUAUCAAGCACUUCCAUGGGUGAGAUAUAUAACAAUGGCCGGUGAAUAUGAACUCAGACUUGUUUGAUCGCACUACUCCGAUAAAUUAGCUCAUUAACCGAGGAAGAUGCACGCACGUAUUAUGUAUCUAUCAUCUGGCCCUGCUUGAAGAGGUUAGGCUGUAGGGAAAAUCAUUAUCGUCGUCCAAGUUCUACUUCUGCUUCUAUCAUGAUGCCACCAAAUUCAUUUGCUGUAUUUUUUUUUCUUUUCUUUUCUUUUUUUUUUUUCGUUUUUUUCAAACGCAAGUUUUUGGAAUGAGAUAAAUUUGUGAGUGCCUUGUACAAAACCUGAUACUAUACUUCUGAAUAUAAAUUUGGUUGUUAAGAAACUAACUUGUCGAGAGUUUUGUCGA
Messenger RNA from Erythranthe guttata (spotted monkey flower), 1830 nucleotides. Its product is annotated as AP-1 complex subunit mu-2. The record is from RefSeq and is a predicted model, not a curated record. Gene Ontology annotation, biological process: intracellular protein transport; vesicle-mediated transport. Lineage: Eukaryota; Viridiplantae; Streptophyta; Magnoliopsida; Lamiales; Phrymaceae. Gene Ontology annotation, cellular component: clathrin adaptor complex.